Molecule: messenger RNA, 1614 nt
Organism: Drepanopeziza brunnea f. sp. 'multigermtubi' MB_m1
Lineage: Eukaryota; Fungi; Ascomycota; Leotiomycetes; Helotiales; Drepanopezizaceae
Biological process (GO): biotin import across plasma membrane
Cellular component (GO): plasma membrane
Molecular function (GO): solute:proton symporter activity; dethiobiotin transmembrane transporter activity; biotin transmembrane transporter activity
Source: RefSeq, a predicted model, not a curated record
AUGGCAGACCUUGAUGGGAAUGACAAAAUUGUGGGGGUGGAUGAGCGGACGGGAGGGGGCAGCAAAUCUAUCGGCGGCAGCAAAGCCAGCGUCCAGGACGAGAUCGAGGUUGCGAGGAUUGAGAAGGUGUACAGAAAAAUCGAUCGUCGCAUCAUCCCAGCUUUCUGGAUUCUCUACUUCCUCUGCUCAGGAAUCCGCUCCAACAUCGGCCUCGCUCAAACCAUGAACACGUCGUCGGGCAACAAUCUCAUGCAGAAACUCAAUCUGACCUCAAAGGAGACUUCAACGGCUCUAGCCCUCUUUUACGUCGCCUUCGUCCUCUUCAACCUCCCAUCCAGUCUUGUCAUGACCAGACUCAGCCCAAGAGUGUGGAUGGCUAGGAUUGUAUUUGCUGUUGGUCUAGUCGGGGCUUGUUUUGCUGCUGUGAAGGCUGCUUGGAGUCUUCUGCUCCUCAGAUUUAUCUUGGGCGUAGUGAUCGCAGGUCUCUGGCCAGGCAUGUCUUACUACCUGACACUCUUCUACCCUCCCUCCAGGACCGGCCAGCGGAUCGGCUACUACUUCACUGCAGCCCAAGUUUCCGCCGCAGUAGUUGGCCUUGUGUCUGCUGGCUUCCAAGAGAUGGACGGCUUGGGAGGCCUGGUCGGUUUUCAAUGGAUGUUCCUACUCUGGGGUCUUUGCGGCAUCAUUGUCGGUGUUAUCCUGCUUUGGUGGCUUCCAGACCGACCUUUGCCACCUGGAGAAACCCGAGUCCGCACCGGCUUGGCGAAAUGGAUCCCAUCGUCCCCUGAAGUCCUCCACGGGGAAGACGCAGAGAUCCAUUACAGAGACUUGACGAGAGUCUACCACCCCAGACCGUGGACACUCAAGGACCUUGCACAGGUGAUCAUGGACUGGCGUCUCUGGCCUCUAAUCAUCAUGUACUUCGGUGUCGUCGGUGUCGGAUUCGGCGUCCAGCUCUACGCAACCGUCAUCAUUUCUGGAAUCGAUCCGUCCUUCUCUGGCACUACUCUGAGUUUGCUAGUUGCUCCAAUCUGGAUCAUGGACCUAAUAGCAAUCCUCCUCGUGACCCCAUUGUCCGACCGCUUCCACCACCAUCGCGCUCUCUUAUUCACUCUCGCAGUUCUCGUCCAAAUCGCCGGUCUACUUACCACAACCUUCGCGCCACGCUCCCAGCCCUGGGCCCGCUACGGCGGGCUCCUGAUGAUCGGCUUCGGUCUCGGCCCAACAGUGCCUAUCUGCAUGACCUGGAGUAGCGAGAUAUUCCAGCCACGCCACGGCGAAGUCGGCGUCGCCUCUGCCGCCGCCUUGGUCUCCGGGCUUGGGAACCUAGGAAGCGUAACCACCACGUACGCGCUGUAUACGGGCUGGCCGUCGGAUGCAAAGAGAGGCCCGAACCAGUACCGCAAGAGCAACCUGACGAUGAUUGGGAUACUGUGCGCCAGCAUCCUCAGCAGUGUUGUGUUGACAGUGGCAUUGAAGGUUGUGGGGAACGGCCCGGUUGCGAAGGUUACCGUGGGCGAGGAAUUCGAGUCCAGUGAUUUCCAGGACGGCGCUGCGAAACGCGAGCGUCAGCAGCGAGGCUUUGGAAAGAUGUGGUGGAGCAAGAGCUCUUAG